Molecule: messenger RNA, 527 nt
Organism: Caenorhabditis elegans
Lineage: Eukaryota; Metazoa; Nematoda; Chromadorea; Rhabditida; Rhabditidae
Gene: C50F4.9
Product: Cocaine- and amphetamine-regulated transcript protein
Exons: 3
Coding region: 1-384 (127 amino acids)
Source: RefSeq, marked reviewed
AUGAAACUUCUCGUGUUGUGCAUUCUUAUCACAAUAUCUUCAUCGCUUUUUAUCGAAGAUUCAAGAAUUAAUGAGAUCGAGUGUUCAAUCGUUGCUAUUCUGACCGAUCAAAUUGAAGAAAGUACGGCCUGUAAUCUGAAGCAUCUGCUCAGAAAUGAUCCACUUUUCAAGCCACUCAUUCAAACUAAUGUGCACAAAAAGAGAAGCGCCUAUGAAAUCAUUGGAGUACACACAUGCGAGGAGAAUGAGCCAUGCAGAAUCGGGAGAACUCGUUCAUGCUUGUGCCAAGAAGAUUUUGUAUGUGACAAAACACCUGCCAACAAAAACGUACAUCUUUGUACUAAACUCGGAUAUUUCCGGCUUUUUGAAGCUAAUAAGAAAUAAGAAAAUAUUUCACUCUUGUACUGUAUGAACUGAUAAUCAUUUGCAUUUUGUCACAUUGGAUCUCUUUUUUAGUUUGUAUGUAUCACAUCAUAAAGGAAGGAAUAAUUACUUCGAUUCUGCCAUAAUAAAGAAUUUCUUUGGUC